This is a messenger RNA of Frankliniella occidentalis (western flower thrips), 2220 nucleotides long. RefSeq names its product ankyrin repeat and KH domain-containing protein mask. The transcript has 6 exons. The record is from RefSeq and is a predicted model, not a curated record. The coding region runs from base 16 to 2082 and encodes 688 amino acids. Gene Ontology annotation, cellular component: plasma membrane; endoplasmic reticulum membrane; junctional membrane complex. NCBI's taxonomy places the organism in Eukaryota, Metazoa, Arthropoda, Insecta, Thysanoptera, Thripidae.
CGCAAGGUCGGGCUUAUGGGCAAGGGACUACUGUUCGGCCAUAAAAGAGGACGGCUUUCCGCCGGCGGCCCUGUUUUGUUUGCGACUUGUUGCUUUUCGCGCGGGGUGCGCUCGUCCGUCAAACAUGCGGGCCUCUCCCUCCUCCUUCUCCUCAUUCUCGAGUUCCCGUCCCCGCGUGGUUCGGUCUGCUCGCUUAUUGCUUACCCGAGUUGUUUUGUGUUCCUGCUUGCCUCCCCUUUGCGGACUCAGCUCGCGGAAGAGGACGAGCACAUGGACGCGAGCGUGACCGAGACGUACAUGGGCGAGUGGAAGAACGACAAGCGGAGCGGCUUCGGGCUGAGCGAGCGGUCCGACGGGCUGCGCUACGAGGGCGAGUGGUUCAACAACAAGAAGUACGGCUACGGCGUGACCACCUUCAAGGACGGCACCCGGGAGGAGGGCAAGUACAAGAACAACGUGCUCAUCACGAGCCAGAAGAAGAAGCACCUGUUCCUCAUCCGGUCGGCCAAGUUCCGGGAGCGGAUCGACGCGGCCGUGUCGGCGGCGCAGCGCGCGUCCAAGAUCGCGCUCCAGAAGGCGGACAUCGCCAUCUCGAGGACGGCCACGGCGCGCGGCAAAGCUGAGCUGGCGGACAUCGCCGCGGAGCACGCGAGGGAGGACCACGAGACCGCGAGGAUGACGGCCAAGCAGUUCGCGCCGGACUUCAAUCAGCCAGGUCUCGACCGAAUAGGCAAGGACACGGCCAAGUUCCGCCCUCCGCCCGAGGACGCCGUCCCGGGCAAGUCGAUCCUCACCAAGACGGGCAGUAUCGACCACAUGAACCACGCGCCGACUCAGCAGCAGCAGCAGCUGCACGCUCAGCAACAGCAGCAGGCGCAGCAGCAGCAGCAGCAGGCGCAGGCCCAGGCGCAGCAGCAGCAACAGCAGCAACAACAACUCCUUCAGCAGCAGCUGCAGACGCAGCACUUGCACAACCAGCUGCAGCAACAGCUGCAGCAGCAGCAGCAGAUGCAGCAGUCGUACAACCAGCAGUACAACCUGCAGCCGCAGUACCAGUCCACCAUCACCCCGCCCACCCCUCUCCCCGAGGCCAACGCGAUGCCGAACUUCCAGCAGAUGAGCGGCGUGUCGCUCGGGCUCGGCCAGGCCACCCAGGGCCUCGCGCAGGGCCUGGGCCAGAUGGGGCCCGGCAUGAGCAUGGGCCACGCGCCGCUGCACCAGGACGGCGACAACAUGUCCACCGGCGGCGGCUCGGUCGGCGGCCGGCGCACCUCGCUGCGGCGCAACUCGCGCCUCGUCAGCUCCAUGUCGCACGACAGCCCCGCCUACAACUUCCAGCAGGCCAUGUCCGACCACUUCGACCAGUACAAGCGCCCGCCGAGCAGGGACUCGUCCGUGGACCGCUACUCCAGGGCCGCCAUGGGCGCGGCCCGGCUCUCCUCCGGGUCCAGGCAGCCCAGCGUGGACAAGAACGCGCCCCCCGAGAUCUUGGACAGGACGCAGCGCGCCGGGUCCAGCGCCCGGGGGACGACGCCCGCCCCCGGCGGCGGCAGCAACGGCUCGGCGGUGGGGGCGGGCGCGCAGGGGCUGAGCCAGGGGCUGGGCCACCAGCGCGGCUCGCUGGGCCAGGCCGUCGCCCACCAGCCCAUGGCGGCGCCCGCGCCCUACGCGGUGCCCUCCACCGAGCAGCCGUUCGAGGACGUACUGCUGCGGAAGAGGAACCUCGGCCAGGACAUCAUCCCCUCGCCGGCGCAGCCCAAGAGGACAGAAUCCCUGUACAUUAACCCCAACCCCAGAGGGGCCGCCCCCAAGGUGAGCACACACACAGACACGCCCGCUGUUCACUCAGUCCGCCAGCCAGGCUGUCAACCAGUUGAAGGUACGGUAGACCGACGUCCGGGAGGAAGGGAGGGGUCGGGGGGCGCAGGGGAACCGCCACCCAAAACCGAAAUCGACCGUCGAUAUCUGAUUCCGUUGCUCGCGUUCCCUUUUCUUGACACCAAUGCACCGCCGAUGCGGAAGACCUUUGCGUGGCGCGCGGUGGCACGUGCUCUUCAGACAGACUCAUUAAGCCAAGGGUAACAUUUUUGUCGCCAGAGACAGGCUUGGCCGCCCCGUCCGGCCCGCCCGCCCCGGCCUGACACAAGGCUCGAGCUUUUCUCUCCUAACUACCGCGGGGGCUGCCAGGGAGCGCCAGAGGCCAGAGGACGUGCCGGCGAG